GAGUUGCACUUGCAUCAACAUGCCCAUCGGCAGCAGGUCCUUCAGGUUGGGGUUGACCCGGUAACCCAUGCGAACAUGCAAUCCGAAGCAACAUCAGCCAUCAUGAACGCCAGAGCUGAGACAGCAGCCGUGUUUGGCGAAGCCGAAGCAGUGAUUCAGUCUCUAAGAUCAGAGAACCAACAGCUAGGUGCCCAGGCCGCUGCGAUUCAGGGUGAGUCGUAUGCCGCCAUACAGGCGCUAAGGUCCGAAAACCAGCAGUUGGGUUCACGCGCUUCGGUAAUUCAGGGUGAAGCUGAAACGGUGAUUGGAAACCUCCGAACUGAGAAUCAACAGUUGGGGGAGAUGAACCGUGAGCUCAACCAGAGGCUCGAAAAGCAAGCUAAGAUGAUCCUUGAGCAGCAAGAGUUAUCUAAGGCUAUGCAUCAGCAGCUAAUCGCGCUUCAGUCGCAUGUGCAAGCUGCCGAACCAAAGAACCCAAGCAUCCCUUCAUCGGCUAUCCCCGCGAGCUCUACCCAAAAUGGCGCGGAUCAGGCUGCGUCUGCAUUCAACGCAUUGCAGGCACUCGCGGGUGAAGUUGGGGGAACAAUGCGAAGGAUUGAACAAGCAAUUGAGGUAGCCCUUAGUCCCAAAGCCAAAGCAAAGAAGCAGAAAGCUAAAGCCGAGGCUACGGUUAGGGCCAUUGCACCAUCAGUUGCGCUGCCGAUCCCAGCUAAGGCUUCCGGUUCUAGCGGUUUCGUUGCUCCUAGUCCGGUUGAGUUUGGGGUACCACCGUAUCAAUGCAGUCGUAAGAACAUCUUCACGGGUAGAUUGCAUUCCGCAACACCCGCACAUCCUCCUCCUCCACCACACUCUGCACCGCAGAAGCUCAAGCCUCAAGUCUUCGACAUAGCAGAUGAAGAUGACUUUGAUGAGCAUGGUGAAGAUGAGGAUGAUGAGGGCGGAGAAGAUUUCGAGGAUGAUCCAAUCGUCCCGGUUGCGGCUCACGAGCCCGAGGAUGACAGAGAUUACGAGUCUAGCAUUUACAAGUACAAAGACCUGAAAGACAUCAAGCUUCCCCAAAUUCCGGGUUCCAGCGUUGAGUUCAGGGCUUACCGCAAUUCGGUGUUAACACAGAUCGCGUCAAUAGAUUGCAGCGGCAAAGCCGUCCUGUUGAAGUGGCUUCAAAAGAGCUUAGAUCCAUCAGGUAGCAUUGCAUUGACACGGUCGCUUCAGCGGGAUUGUGAGGGUUUGCCUAGACUUGAUGGGUGGAUUUCCGCGUGCAUCAGUGAUGCGAAACACCUAAAAGGUGAAUGGGGAUUGCAAGCGCAGUCGUACUUGGAAAGGUGUCAUGCGUCUGGAACGAUGCCAUCGGGUCGUGCCCUCCUGUCCAUUCUUAGCAGAAGAUACCGGAUAGAUAAAGUGCGCGGGCCAUUGGUGACACUACAAUCCUUGUUCGAUUUAGAACCUGACUCAUUCUCCUACCAAUCGCUUGUAGCCUUCAAACAACGCGUCGAGUACGUGUUGAAUGGCUUACCGGAGCGGCAAUGGCCAGACGCCGAAACAAUGUUUUCAUGGAUCUACUCACGGCUAAAGGGGUGCAGGAUGCUGUCACGCACCAUUGAUCGGGUCAAAGAUGCCAAGCCGGGUUCCAAGCGUAGGACAUUUGAGUACAUUUGGAAUGGGCUAGAAGAGGUUCUUGCAGAAGUGCGCGAGGAUCGAAAUGAGCAAGCGCUAAAGGAUUCGCUCAAAGAGGAUUCCAAACAAAAGCAGAAACCAGAUGCCAACGCGAAAGGCAUUUUGACUGAUAUGUUCAGCGAUCACAUCCGGUCAACCAAGCCGUUGCAGUUUGAAACCGGGAAUGGUGUGACGAGCAGUGGGGAAGGUUCCGGUGCCGACGAUGAGGGUGAUGAGGAUGCACCAACCAAGGCUCAGCGGCUAAUCACUGAAGCCCAGACGCGCUAUGCAAGGUGUGAUGAUGAGUUAGAUCCGGUUGACGAGUUCGGCCAACGGAUAGCGGCUGACUUCAUCAUAGUGCACAAAGAGUGUUCGAGGGCUCUUCACAUUGCGGCAGGUUUUCAGUUGCAUUCGGGUCUUUGGGUCCAUACUGUCCGCUAUGCGGCACACACCAUUAAUCUCUUCCACCCUGCGGUUGGGAUUGAGGGUAGCCGGUAUGUAAACGCGGUUGGAUCCGAGUUUGGUGGCAUGAAAUUACAACUUGGUCAGCUGGUCUACUACAGACUUGACCCGGCAUAUCGUGAGAAGUUUCAGGCAUCAGCAGCGCCAGGGGUGUUUGCAGGUUGGCGGUUCGAUAGUGGUCCAUCAUCUUUCAGAGAAGUCUAUCACGUGUUGGACUAUGGUAAGCUAAAGAACCGUGAACCGGGGUACGAAAAGGCGAUCUCCGUCCCUAGAGAGGAGAUACAUGUUCCCCGCGGUAAUCCCAUCCUUCCGAUGUUCACCGCUGCAGAAGCUGCUUUGUCUAGUUUCACGAAAGCCGAGUAUGAAGCCAUCGAAUUCCUUGAUGUGCCGUUCAGCACGGUGGCACCAUCAACACCUGUGGCAAAGCGCCACGAGUACAUCACUUUAGAUAGGCUCAUGCGACUAGGCGCAACACCUGGUUGUAAGGCCUGCAAGUUCGAUGGAACAGUACACACACCAGUAUGUAAGGCAAGAUUCGAUGGUUUGAUUAAAGCCGAGAAGAUUGCUGCGAGCAAGUCAGUCAGAGACGCGGCACCGCCCGAUGUCGAGCGCCCUGAUCCUUCGGCGGAGUCUGCACCCGCAGCCCCCGAGGGUGAUGAGGAUGCCCCAGAGCGCGCGAGCUCCUCUGCUGGCCCACGAGCUCCAGCUGGUGUUGUGGUUCAGUCUUCUGAAAACAAGGUUUCAACAGGUGAGUUUGGUUUGAGUGCAAGGUUUCUCGCAAACGAGAGAGCGCGCAACAACACCAGAAGGGUUAAGGAACUUCCAGGGGAAAAUGUUCUGAUCGAGUAUGGUUGUGAAGACGCCAUCACCAUCGCUUCAAACUCUAGGCGAGUACUGGAGCACUUCGCAAAGGUGUCAACAAAGGAGUCGUCAGAGAUUAAUGCAACCAGCAUCGAGGCAUAUGAGUUUGCAGAUCUCGUGAUACAAUCCUUGUUUCCCCAGCGGUACUUCAAAAGUGUCCCCAAUCUUGGUAAAGCGAGCGCGCUUAUUACCAAGAAUCUCUCCCGCCGAGAAUGGCAAGCUGAGCCGAAGGCGCUCGAGGCCAUCGCUCAAGAAGCAGAGGGAUUGCGCCGAAAUGGCACAUGGGAUGACACAACAGCCAUGCCACUGCAUGAGCUGAGAAGUCAGGAGCGUUUUGGAGCGCAAGCGCGAAUAGUCGUUCGACUUCGCAAGAGCUUGUACGGCGGAAAGGAGUCCCAGGAGUUUCCAAGCAACUGGUUCUUUGAGUACAAGAUCACCGGGACAACGCCCGACAAGCUUCGUCGAGUGAACACGCCCUGCAUCGCUGAAUCGUCAAUGACCGACGAGGAUAUCUCAGCGCAAGGCGAGCUCCACGAUUCAGCAUCACGCAUCUUGAUGCGCUGUUUGUGGUUAGCUCGUCUCUGUAGAGCUGACAUCGCAUUUGCUGUAACUCGCUUAGCUUCCAGGAUCACUCGUUGGACCGCCUGGGAGGACAGACAAGUGCUCAGACUUGUGUCGUACAUUCAUCACACUAGAGAUGUUUGCAUGAAUGCCAGUUGCUCUUGGGAUGCUGCUCCCGAGCUACGGGUGUAUACAGACGCUGACUUCGCAGCCUGUCCCUACACUUCACGUAGCACGUCCGGGAUUGUAGUCCACAUAGGCACAGGUCAGCAUGCAUUCCCUGUGAUGUGGCAAAGUCGCAAGCAAACGUCUGUUGCGAGGUCGACGCCAGAGGCCGAAAUGAUCUCAAUGGCAUCAGCCAUGUUUUCAGAGGUCAUAAAUUUGCAGACGUUCUUACAGUCAGCCUUCAAAAGCACAGCGCCGAUCAUCUUCUUCCAAGACAAUGAAACUGUCUUGGCCAUCCUGAAGUCAGGAUACAGUCCUAAGCUUCGCCACUUAGGGCGCGUGCACCGCGUGAACGUGGCAAGUAUGGCAGAGAUCUUUGAGCAAGAAGAGUUUUCAGCUACUUACGUGAACAGCAAGGAGCAAUUAGCUAAUGGUUUGACUAAGAUCAUCCCUCCUGCUGAGUGGUCUGAUAUGCUCACACAGUUGUGCCUUCACGAAGGUGUCCCUCACAGUGCGACCGUCUCAAAGGUCGUAGCUGAGGAAGCAGAGCGUUUUGCAAGCUCACUGCCUAGAAAGAUCACACAAGAAGGCCUUGUGCAGCUUUUGUCGUACUUGCCAGGGGAGAGCGCCGUGCGCCCCUCUGCAAGUGAGGCAAUGUGCUUCACCACCGGUGCGUUCGUGCACGGAGGUGAGAAGGGCGAGAUCCUUAAAUGGCCAGCGAUCUUCGAUCCAAGACGGCUGCCCGUCGACAGCCAGCUGAAGCUGCGAGAGCUUGGAUUCCACUUCUAA
Symbiodinium sp. CCMP2592 is the source of this 4491-nucleotide messenger RNA. NCBI's taxonomy places the organism in Eukaryota, Dinophyceae, Suessiales, Symbiodiniaceae. The record is from the annotation of a GenBank genome assembly.